GGAGACAGACGCACGCGGCCGUCGCAGAAGCAGCAAGAGAAAUACAUAAAAAACAAAAUACACAUACUCUCACACAUGCACACAAACACACGCACACCUUUUAGUCCAAAACUAGAAAGAAAACAAAAACAACAGUUAAAAAAAAAAAAAAUAAAAUAAAGACACACACAAAGUGGUAGAAGAAGCAGCCGUAGCAAAGAAGGCGAAAAAAAGUGACUUGUUUUUUGUUUGCAUGUAUUGCGCCGACGUUGACGUCGGCGUCGCCGUCCGUUUUAUACGUGUUGGUAUUAAGAUCGGCGGCGUCGUGUGGAAAGACACACAUACACAAACAAAAACUAACUGCUAGUCAGUGUGACUAGCGAAAGAAGCAGCUGAAGUACACAGAAGCCCAGCAGGGCUUUACAUAUGUAUGUACAUAUUGACAACAACAAAAACAGCAACUGCGUUUGUUUCUGUGUGCGCACGUACAUAACUGUAUGUACAUAUGUAUUUUGUAUGUAUGUGUGAAAAAGAAAGUGCAAUAAAAAAAAAAUUGUGAAAAGCAGCCAACAGCAAAAACAACAACAAAGUGCAAUGUGUUAAAAACAAAAUAACAAAAACAAAAGAAACAGUUAAGCUUUGCGCGCCAAGGCAAGUCGAAGGAUCAACCUGUUGCUGUAAAAAAAAGCUUUAAGCGCUGGCAUUUCUCAUUUGUUGCUGUAUAACCAAUGUGUGUCUAACCAGAGAAUGCAGUGCCAUCAGCUCCGCAACGACAACAACUGGAAUUGAUAGCAAAUAGAAAGCAACUCGCCCGCUUUAAAGUUAUUUAAGCAACGGUCUCUCGAUCGAUAGAGAAAAUUGUUACUUUUUUUGAGAGAUCAAAGACAAGAACCUCAUCAACAUGCAGGUGCCCGAGCACGUCGUCUCCCUAUAUAUAGCCACCUGCGGCCAGAACGGGCCCGGUCUCGGCUCCGAUGAGAAGGAAAUCAUUCUGCUGGUCUAUGUUCUGCUGGAAGUGGCCACGGGACAGAUCAUUGGCACCAAACAAAUACUCGUACGCCCUGAUGGCUACUUCAUUAAGGAUCGCACCAUAUCUAGCUCAUCGGACAACUCGAAUGCUACAAACAACACAGCCUGCUCGCCGCCUCUAGCCAUUGGCUAUACCGGCGAUAAUAGCUCAAAUAUUAACAACAAUAAUAAUAAUAACAACAACAUUACAACGAAUAACAUCACAAAUGCUAGCGGAAGUAGCGGGAACAGCACAAACGGCAUCUGUCUCAGCACCUUGGAGAACAGCAGCGAACUCAUAUUGCCCAUCGCCGAGGCUCAAGCUGCUGGCAAGCCGCUCACCGAGGCCAUCGAAGAGUUCGAUGCCUAUUUACGCUCUCUAUCGCUGCACGAUACGGAGAUCAAACUGAUCACCGAUGGGCAGCUGCCGUUGCGCCAGUGCCUGCAUCGGGAGGCCAGCGCCAAGGACGUUGAGCUGCCUGCCUAUUACAACAGAUUCAGCGAUCUGCGCAAGGAGUUUCAGCGCUACAAGUCGGGCGAUCUGUCGCGUGCCCUGGUGCCCCUGAAGGACAUCAAGAAGAUGCUGCAGUCACCCGUUUUGCCCAUGCCGCAGUCCAUUGGUGAAAUGCUUAAAGAGCUCAAUGCAACGUCGUUGGAAGAUAAUGAUUUCUAUAUACGCGAAUCUCGCGAUAUGGUCACUGUGAUUCAAACAUUGCUCCAGGCGGGUCAUAAAUUUGAUACAAAUGAGCUCGUUAAUCUAAUACUGGAACCUGGCAUUUGCUCAAUUGACGACGAGGUGGACGGCAAUUGCAUUGUGCGUGCCCGUGGUUUGCCCUGGCAGAGCAGCGAUCAGGAUAUUGCCAAGUUCUUUCGCGGACUCAACGUAGCCAAAGGCGGCGUUGCUCUGUGUCUAUCGCCGCUGGGCCGGCGCAACGGUGAGGCAUUGAUACGCUUUGUUUCCCAGGAGCAUCGCGACAUGGCGCUGAAACGCCACAAACAUCACAUUGGCUCCCGCUAUAUUGAGGUGUAUCGCGCCUCGGGCGAGGACUUUCUGGCCAUAGCCGGCGGCGCAUCCAAUGAGGCGCAGGCGUUCCUCUCCAAGGGCGCCCAGGUGAUAAUACGCAUGCGCGGUCUGCCCUACGAUUGUACGCCCAAGCAAGUGCUGGACUUCUUUACCACUGGCGAGGCGCCGUGUCAUGUGCUCGAUGGCAAUGAAGGCGUUCUGUUUGUAAAGAAACCCGAUGGUCGCGCCACGGGCGAUGCCUUUGUGCUGUUCGCCAAUGAGAGUGAUUCGUCGAAGGCGCUGGGACGGCAUCGGGAGUCCAUUGGCCAACGGUAUAUUGAGCUGUUUCGGUCGACGACCGCGGAGGUGCAGCAGGUGCUCAAUCGAUCGAUGGACCCGAAGACCUAUGAGUCGAACAACCAUGGCCAGCCGCCGUUGAUAGCACAGUUGCCCACCAUGCAGUUGCCGUUGCUGCCGCAGGUGGGUGCCGCCGCUGGCCACGCCCUCAACCCGCUGACAGCUAACGCUAGCCACGCUAACCUGUGCCCCCAACUUACCCAUGCCCCACAGCAUCUCAUCACCUCGGGCACCACCAAGAACUGCAUACGGCUGCGCGGCCUGCCCUACGAGGCCAUGGUGGAGCAUAUCUUGCACUUUCUGGACGACUUUGCCAAGCACAUCAUCUACCAGGGCGUGCAUAUGGUCAUCAAUGCCCAGGGCCAGCCCAGCGGAGAGGCCUUCAUCCAAAUGGACUCCGAGGAUUCGGCCCGGCUGUGCGCCCAGCGCAAGCACAAUCAGUUCAUGGUCUUUGGCAAGAAGUUUCGCUAUAUUGAGGUCUUUCAGUGCUCCGGCGAUGAUAUGAAUCAUGUGCUCAAUGGCGGGCUCGGCUCGCCAGUGGCACCGCCGCCGCAUCCGGGUCAUGCGCAUUUGGCCGCUGCCGCCGCUGCUGCUGCUGCUGCUGCUGCCGCCGCCGCUGCGGGCAAACAGCCAUCGCUGCUCUCUCCGGGUAUGUUAGCUCAACCGCCGCCGCCACCCACCGGCGCUCAGGGCAUCGGCUCACACUCCCAUACACACGCACACUCACAUUCACACACGCAUGCGCACGCACACACACAUGCCGCUGCCGCGGCCGCAGCUGCUGCAGCUGCCCAUCAUGCAUUGCAAACAUCGCCGGUGGCCGCUGCCGCCGCUGCUGCCUCCAUGCUGGGCGCCACCUCACAUGCACCGCUCACCGCUGGCACGGCCAGCGGUCUAGCCGGCUUUAUGAGCGCCUCGCCCACGGCCACUAUAUCCAGUCACUCCUCCCUGGGCUCACUGUCCAGCAGUGGCCUGGCCCAAGGUGGCCUUUCCGCGGCACACGCCGGCUAUGCCUUUAAUCUCUCGCUGCCGCCCCUUGCUGGCGGUCAUUCGGCAGCCGCCGCGUCCAAUCCGGCGCUGCUCGCCCAGCAGCAGGCACAGUUUAUAGCGCAGCAGAGUCUGCUCGCUCGCCAACAGGCGGCCGCUGUGGCCGCGGAGCAGCAGCAUCAUCAGCUCUAUGCAAAUGCCGCAAUGCUGCAGCAGCAUCAGCUCUAUAUGCAGCACCCGGGCGCCGCCGCCGCCGCUGCCGCUGCCAUGGGCGGCCAGCCGCAAUUUGUGCUCAUGCAGCGACCCUAUCUGCAGCCCUUUCAGCUGGGCUACAUGCCCACCGCGGGGGGCUAUCAGUUCGCCGGCGCCAGCUCUGCCGCGCCGAGUGCCAGUGCAGCUGGAGCCGGCAAUGCCGCUAACAAUGCCGCCUUGGCGCUUCAAUCACAUUCCAUGAAGCGCUCCUAUGAGAAUGCCUUUCAGCAGGAUCCGACUGGAGCAGCGGCAGCAGCGAGUGCUGCCAAGCGGGCUUUGACCCGAGCGCAAAACAGCGUUUACUCCUACUAUAAUCCGGGCAUUUAGUGGGGCUCAAUCGUGAUUGAUGGCUUGGAUUGACUUCAAGCUAAUUUCGACUUUCUCUGUCUGUUAUCAAUCAUGGGUGAUUGUUGAAACUUCAGCUUUUCAAGCAUAUUCCAUUUGGGCACUUAGCGUUUUCUGUUUGCUCUUUAUCAAUCACAAUUGAGCGAUGUAAGAUGUACUGUCAAUGAAACUCCAACACUUCAAGCACAUUCCAAGUCAUUUGGAUUUGUUAUCAAACAAAAGCAUAUUUUAUUUAUAUUUUAUCAAUCAUGAUUGAUUGGUAAAUUUUCCCAUAAAUGAAACUCCGACACUUCAAUCACAUUCCAAGGCCUUGCAUAUAUUUUUUGUUCGUUAUCAAUCAAGAUUGAUUGACUGACGCUUAUCAAAUUGAACCUCGGCUUUUAUCAGGCGACAAUGUUUGCAAUGCAUCUUGAGUGGCAAAACAUGCAAUCCAUAUAAAUACCAUAGCUCAUCUUGGCGAAACACAAACACACACACACACACACAUACACAUACCAGAUAUUUUGUUAGCGCUUAAAUUUGUUUUUUUUAUUGUAAAUUUUUGUAGUAAAAUUUCGUAGUCGUAAGUCUUUUAAAAAUUCAAGCGACAAGUAAACGGAAAUACUUUUAAGCAUUUUGUCUAAGGUCUAAGCAUUGCACACAAACACGCACACAUACUGCACACACACACACACACACACACACAUACACUACUCACACCCACCACCCACCACACAAACCCGGGCAAGCUAACAAAAAUGUGCAACAAAAAAUUGUUUUCGUUUUAUCUUGGACUAUUCCAAAUUGUUUGUAAACUAAAAAUUAAUGCAGCUGAUUCGUAAGUUUAUGAAUCUAAUCUAUAUAAUACUUAACACUGCUAUGUGUAUUGUGUAUGUGCUUGUGUGUGUGUGUGUGUGGGUGCGUGGAGGGGUGUGUGGGUGUGUCUGUGUAAUGUACUGUAGUGUGUGUGUGUGUGCGAAACGCUACUUCAACAACAGAGGCUAAUGUCCUUCAAGCAGAGAGCGUUGGCUGUUUAAGUCUGUGUGUGUGUGUGAGUGAGUGUGCGCCACGCCCAUCAAGUGCAAUUUAUAAAUUAAUAUUUAAGCAUAGGCACACGCCCGAUACACACACACAGACACACACGCUCACUGCCUGAAGGGCGUCAGGUGUUGGCUCAUGCGUAAAAAAAAAAUUUAAUCAAAUUAAAAGCUAAAUCGAAAUGUGAAACAACAACAAAUCGAAACCCCUGCCCCGAAAAGUUUAAAGUUUAGACUAGAUUAAAACAUAUAUACCAUAUAUAUAUACCAUAAAAUAAUAAUAAUAAUGGAAAACAAUAUCCUAGCUUUUAAGACGUACAACUUGUAAAAUUGGUUGGUUACACAAAACAUUUUUGAUUAAUAUUUGAAUUAAGCACUAGAAAACUUUUCCUGUGUCCACAGCUGCUGCCACAGACGGGGCAUUGCGAUCUAUACGAAAGUGAAAAAGACAUUCAAACAUCUAUCUGUGUACUAUCCCAAAUGUAAUCCCGAUCUACUAUAUAUCCACAUAUGCUCAUAAUGGGUUAACAUACAUAGAUCGCAAUGUCCGCUGUUGCCGGCUUCUAACACUCAAAACUCAUUUAUAAAUGGAAUUUGAAUUUGAUUUUGGAAACUUUUUUAAUGAAUGAAUAUAUAUAUAUAUAUAAAUAUAUAUAUAUAUAUAUAUUAUAUAUAAGCGUAUAUAUAUAUAUAUAUAUAGCUUAUCGUAAAUCGUUAUAUGUAUACCAUUAGCCGAUAAGUGUGCGUAACUGGUGUUAGUCGCAAAUUGGAAUUCUUAUCGAUAUAUAUCAGCUCUGAAUUUUCUUUGUGUGUUCUCUGUCAUCACUAAUUUUAGUUUAAAGUCAAAACUCUGAAAACUCUCUCCCCCCUUUUUCUAUCUAUCCCUCUCUGUCUCUGGCUCUAUAUACUCACUCGUAUAUACGUCUAUAUAUAUACAUAAAUAUCUCUGGAUAUCAAGAGGGGAUAAGUCCAAAUUGCUUUUUAUCAUUUGUACGUUUCUUAGCGCUUUAGUGUCUACAUUUGAUCUGAUAAAAUACAUAUAUGGUUAUGGAUAUUUUUUGGGUUUAUGCUCUAAGUAUAUAUCUACAAAAUACGAUUAUAUAGUAUGUCUGUCAUUGUCUUUGGGUUGUGUGUGUUUUGCGGUCACUUAAUUACAUAUUCAAUGUGUGUAGAACGCGCUAUAAUAAUCCAAAAUCGGUCCGAGCAGAGAGUCGACAAAAAAACUUUUACCGAUCCUAACUCCUCUUCUGCGUCUAACAAACAGUUUUGCGCUGCUUCUUGCAUUUCUAUAUAUAAAAUAAAAUGGAUACAAAUUGAAAGCAUGGGAAAGAUUUUCAUAGCUUAGCAUCUAGUUUAAAUGUUAGUUAACUUUUAGUUCAUACGACAAUCGAGUGGUUUCCCAUGGGUUUUUGCAAUACAUACAUUUACGAUCUAUGGCUUCCAUACAAAAAAAACUCAUAAGCAGCCACUUAAAAAACAAUUUUAUUAAUAACAAUUAUAAUACAAAAUACAUUUUGAUUAACUUAAUUAGUUUUUAGCGCACAAAAACAAAAAAACAAAAAACAAACAACAAAUUUUGAUAUUUCAUAAUUUUUUUAAUGCUUAGUCUAAAGACAAUCGAAACUUUUAUUACAAAAAUUUUUAUACUUCAAUAAAUAUACAUAUCGCUA
Messenger RNA from Drosophila montana, 6617 nucleotides. It is a transcript of the gene fus, whose product is annotated as fusilli. The coding region runs from base 881 to 3913 and encodes 1010 amino acids. The transcript is spliced from 10 exons. Lineage: Eukaryota; Metazoa; Arthropoda; Insecta; Diptera; Drosophilidae. The record is from RefSeq and is a predicted model, not a curated record. Gene Ontology annotation, molecular function: mRNA binding.